Molecule: messenger RNA, 930 nt
Organism: Ochotona curzoniae (black-lipped pika)
Lineage: Eukaryota; Metazoa; Chordata; Mammalia; Lagomorpha; Ochotonidae
Gene: RTL4
Product: retrotransposon Gag like 4
Exons: 1
Coding region: 1-930 (309 amino acids)
Molecular function (GO): nucleic acid binding; zinc ion binding
Source: RefSeq, a predicted model, not a curated record
AUGGCUAAGUACACAGAAUCAGCACCUGCCUUGCAAGUAGAGCCUUCCUUUCUUCAAGGUGAGAAUCUGAAUCAGCAGCCACAAAUACAGAGUCUGACAAAGGAGAAUCUUGACUUCGGAGACCAGGUCAUGCCUACUUUGGCCACACCCAUGAUGCCUGCACCCUGCUUACUUGAGCACUUUGCCCAGUUUCAUGGUGACCCUGCCAGUCUCUCAAGGUUUCUUGCUCAGCUGACUACCUACUUGAAUGCUCUUAAGAAGAAUAAUCCUGCAGAUGAUGACCAAGUCAAGCUCAUUUUUGACUAUAUAUCUCAGCAGAUAGAAAACUGUAGGGUCACAUCUGGACCAAACCAAAAUGCUAUGCUGAAACAAUAUGAGAACUUUGUUUUUGAGUUCCAACAGUCAUUUGGUAAACCUACAAAACAGGAACUGAACCCUCUGCUGAAUGCUCAAGUUGUCAAAAGGAAUACCUCUUCUCAGCAGGACACCACUACACCACACCUCCUAGCCUCAAAUCCGAGCUGUAAUGAAGCCGACCAGAGUGAUCUGUUCCAAGAGGGACUACCUGUUCCCAUGCUGGUUGAAGAAAGUGUCACUGAUAUGGACAACCUCCCAGAUCUUAUCACUCAGUGCAUUCAGCUGGAAAAGGAACGUAAUCACAGACCAGAGAUCUUACAGUCACAAACCCAGCAACCUAUGUUGGCUUCUUCGAUCCACCAUGAAGCCCUCUCUUGUUCUUUAAUUCCAUCAACCAAGGAAGAGCCUAUACAGCUGAGAGUAGGCCAGCUGCCUCUCACCCCAGCCAAACGUGCCCGCCAACAAGACACUCAGUUGUGUCUCUACUGCAGCCAGUCUGGUCACUUUACAAGAGAUUGCCUUGCCAAACGUUCCCGAGCCCCAGCAAGGACAAAUAACCCACCUUUCCAGUAA